AUGGAGGCACGCAUCUCACACCUCGAGCGGGCAGUCGAGAGCAUGCAAGCCGCGCUUGACACGUUGACUCGCGACCAAGGCAACGAGAGCACACGGUCGCGGUCCGACCACACCUCGCUCGAGACCCGCGUGGCAUUCACCGAGGGCGCCAUCAAAAACGCGUUUGGCUACCACGCGCAUGCGUGGAACGCUAUGUGCCCCGAAGGCAUCCAGCUCCUUUCGGAUGUUGGCACUCAUCGCUUUGGGGCCCUGGAGGCCCUCGAAGCGAUUGUCGGUUGGAUCAUGGCGUCGCCUCCCACCGAAUGGCCAACCACAAGCUGCGUGCGAGAAAUUGUGACGGCGGACCCCAUGUUAAAGAACCGCCGGGCCAUGUACACCAUGGCCCGUAUGGUGUUCAUCCGUUUCCGCAUGGUCUUCGAGACAACAUCGUUUGUUCAAGGCACAUGGGAGUGCUUUAGGGCCGGCGACGAGUGUUGUUACGACCAUCAACUUCUCCAUGGUGAGACGGACAGUGUCCCAGUGCCCGAAGCCGGCGGCGGCGGCGGUGGUGGCCACGACGAUCCCGGUCACGAUGCCGGCGAUGAUGGCGCCGAUGAUGGCGCCGACGAUGGCGCCGAAGACGAUGAAGACGCCGAAGACGAUGAAGACGAUGACGGCGAUGACGGCGAUGACGACGCUGGCAACGAUGACGACGCUGGCAACGAUGACAGCGAGGGCGACCACGAGAGUCAAGGCGGCAAGGGGCCCUCUCGUAUUGACGAUGCCGAGACUGGCGGAUCCACUGCCACGCCGGACAGCCCCGAGACGGAUGAGGACGACUUCUGCUCUUUCGAACCUGGGGCCAACGAGUGGUACCACCAGGACGCGGAACCACCUGCCGGGUCCGAGGCCGCCAGUCUUGCCAGCCUGCCAACGAUGGGAUUCUCUGGCAACGACGCAUACUUUGCUCUCCACAAUCACGCCGGCGAGUUAAAACUUCCCCAAAAAGAGCUUCACUCUGGCCCUAUGCGGACAGGUGUCCCUCCCUCCUCGUCUCCUCGACGUUUAUAG
Molecule: messenger RNA, 1050 nt
Organism: Apiotrichum porosum
Lineage: Eukaryota; Fungi; Basidiomycota; Tremellomycetes; Trichosporonales; Trichosporonaceae
Exons: 3
Coding region: 1-1050 (349 amino acids)
Source: RefSeq, a predicted model, not a curated record